Paramecium tetraurelia is the source of this 420-nucleotide messenger RNA. RefSeq lists its product as uncharacterized. The transcript is spliced from 2 exons. The record is from RefSeq and is a predicted model, not a curated record. Lineage: Eukaryota; Ciliophora; Oligohymenophorea; Peniculida; Parameciidae.
AUGAGUAAUAAUCAAUUCUUAGCUCCUCCUCAAUCAAAUUAGUUACAAGUUCAUGCUCUAAAAAGACAAGAUUCGUCCUAAUAGCCAAGUAUCGUAUCUGGCAGUUUAAUGCUGAGUACAUACAAUUCGAUAAGGCCAAAAUAUUAAGCAUCUCAGUUGGGCAUAGAUGUUAAAGCGAGUAUAGAUAGUGCGCCUAAGGAAUUUUUAUAGGAGCAGAGGAAGACUUCGGAGUCAGCAUAAUAAAAAGCACAAAAUUGCAAUACUGAAACAAUUGGAUGGAGAGACUCAAUCUUUGAGGAGAACUUUGAUGAUCUGCCAUUAUCUAAGAAAUAUGGACUUCUUUAAUAAAAGGGAGUUGAUAUGUAUAGAAAGUAAAUGAAUUCUAGUGCUAGCCCAAACAGACCUAAGAAAAAACAAUGA